Zea mays is the source of this 2501-nucleotide messenger RNA. RefSeq lists its product as uncharacterized. The record is from RefSeq and is a predicted model, not a curated record. Gene Ontology annotation, cellular component: membrane. The coding region runs from base 754 to 2022 and encodes 422 amino acids. NCBI's taxonomy places the organism in Eukaryota, Viridiplantae, Streptophyta, Magnoliopsida, Poales, Poaceae. The transcript is spliced from 12 exons.
CGCGCGAAUUCAUCAGAUUCUAGCUAUAGCUAAUCUUUUUUUUUUCCUUCUUCCAUCCGGCCGGCCGGUGCUUUAUCUGCACCAAGGCCGAACCUUUUGACGAUGCUUUUUGUUCUUUUUAGCAUCUGAAUUCGAGCACGCAAUCGACGCUGCAAUAUUGUUAGCGCGGACUGUUCCAGCAGCAAGGGCACCGUUUUCUUGGAGUUGGAACCUGGCUCACGCAGCACUAUAUAGCUAGCUGUUAGUGCCAACUAAAUGGCACAGAUAUAUAGCUAGGACGAACACUGGGGUGUUUGAAUAUAUACCUGAGCUAAUAGUUACUUACUAAAAUUAGUUGAAGAUAUCCAAAUAGCUUUAGCUAAUAGUUCAAUUAUUAACUAUUUUUAGUAAACUAGCUAGCUAGUGUGAGCUAGCUAAUUCCGCUAACAAUUUUUUUAGCCAACCAAAUACCAACCUACGUAUGGCUGCCUAGCUAGUGUAGGAUCAUCGACAGUGCCGAAACAGGUGGUGGUGUUUUGCCCACAAAGCAAGGCAAGAAAAAAGCCGGUCUUUGGGGGCGAGCCGAGCCAUGCUUUGGCGCAAAGAAACACAUCAUCGUUUUCGACCGGCGCCAGCCAAAGACGACAGGCGUACGAAACGAACUACGGCGGGUCGGGACGCACGCACGCACACCACGCCCCUCUAGUAGCUUGCGUGUGUCGUAACUCAAACAGGAAGAAGCUAGGAAGAAGGAGCGGCAGCUCGCGGUGGUAGAUGACGCUUGGUGCUGGUGCUGGUGCCGCCGUGGCCGACAUGGAGGCCGGCAGUAGCGGCGGGUCGUCCUCCGACGAGCGGCGCGGGCGGCGGGUCACGGAGGACUGGUGCUGCGCCUGCGCGGAGGGGCUCUUCCUGGGGCCGCCCAACCCGAUGGUGGCGCGCUACCUGUACGCGCUCAUCUUCCUCGUCACCAACCUCCUCGCCUGGACCCUCCGCGACUACGGCAGCUCCGCGAUCGCCGGGCUCCAGCGGCUCAAGGUCUGCCAGGGCGCGCGCCGCCACUGCCUGGGCGCGGAGGGCGUGCUGCGGGUCAGCCUCGGCUGCUUCGUCUUCUUCGUCGUCAUGUUCCUGUCCACCGUGCACACCAGGAAGCUGCACGACUGCCGCAACUCGUGGCACUCCGACUGGUGGCCGGCGAAGAUCGUCCUCUGGCUCGCACUCACCGCCGUCGCCUUCCUCGCGCCGUCGCCGCUCGUCCAGCUCUACGGGAAGGUGGCGCAUUUCGGAGCAGGGGCGUUCCUGGUGAUCCAGCUCAUCAGCGUCACCAGGUUCAUCAUGUGGCUCAACGACUGGUGCCGGUCAGAGACCACCCAGAAGAGAUGCCACUUGCUGAUCCAGGCGGUGUCCAUCGCCACGUACGUGGGGUCGCUGCUGGGGGUCGUGCUCAUGUACGUGUGGUACGCGCCCAGCCCGGCCUGCAGGCUCAACAUCCUCUUCAUCACCGUCACGCUGGUGCUCGUGCAGCUCAUGACCUUCGUCUCCACGCGCUCCAAGGUGAAGGCAGGGUACCUGGCGCCUGGGCUGAUGGGGAUCUACGUCGUGUUCCUGUGCUGGUCGGCGAUCAGAAGCGAGCCGCACACGGAGGUCUGCAACAGGAAGGCAGAAGUCGCCACGAGCGCAGACUGGGUGAACAUCGCGAGCUUUGUGAUCGCCGUCGUCGUCAUCGUGGCGGCGACCUUCUCGACGGGGAUCGACUCCAAGUGCCUCCAGUUCAAGCAGGCGGAGGGGGAGUCGGAGGAGGACGACAUCCCCUACGGCCUGGGCUUCUUCCACCUGGUGUUCGCCAUGGGCGCCAUGUACUUCGCCAUGAUCUUCGUCGGCUGGAACGCGAGCCACACCAUGGAGAGGUGGACGAUCGACGUCGGGUGGGCGAGCACGUGGGUGCGCGUCGGCAACGAGUGGCUGGCGGCAGUCGUGUACAUAUGGAUGAUGAUCGCGCCCGUCAUCUGGAAGACGAGGCAGGUGGGAUCGUCGGCAGAGACGUGAUGACGACUGAGCAGCUUUCACUACUGAUAUGCUGACGAACACUACCCAGAAUUUACAUAUACAUAUACAGAUCGACCCGAAAGCAAAUGAAAGGGUAAAGGACGACAACGGGGAAGAUGUGUGGUGCGAGCAAAAUUUAUAACUGCUAUGCAUCGCCGACAAAUUAAUUCGCAUUCCUGGAUGCACAUGCACUGCUGCUCGGGUAGUUUUUUGCUAAAGCCCUGAUCGGAGGAGAACGCUAAUGGCUAAUCCGUCUUGCAUGCAGUGAAGCCGCUCCACUCGGUUGAGGAAGCGCAUCGAUCUCGUUGUACUAAAUAAACCAUCUCAUCUCAUCUCAUCUCAAAUACACAUGCGGGGUUUGUUUGUUUGUUUGUUUGUUUUGGGCGGACCUGAUGACAAAACUGUCUAGUCCGAGCAGCAAAUAUCCGGACUCGUACGUCGGCCUGAGGUUUGGAUUAUUAAUUUGCUCCCCGGCCGCA